CCGGGGGUGCUUGCGGUCGGCAUGGGGAGCGGCGCGGCUCGGUAGGCGCGGGGGCGGCGCCGAGCUGGUCUUCACCCGGAUCCCCGCGCCUCGGACCCCGCGGCGGCCGCCCCGGCCGGAGCGCGCGUCCCCCGCGGGCUGCGCCGCGGUCCCGGGCGGAAAUGGCCGUGUAGCCUCGCGAGCGGCGGCGCGCGGACCCCCGAGGCGCAGUCAUGAAUUCCGGAGUCGCCGUCAAGUGCGGGAGCGACGCCGCGGCCGAGCUGAGUGAGCUCCAUUUGGCCGCCCUGGCAUCCCUGAAGGGAGACAUAGCAGAGCUAAAUAAGCGUCUGCAGCAGACAGAGCGGGAGCGGGACCUUCUGGAGAAGAAAUUGGCCGAGGCACAGUGUGAGCAGUCUCACCUCCUGAGGGAGCAUGAGGUCGUCCAGGAACGCACGACACUGCGGUAUGAGGAGUGCAUCACGGAGCUGCACAGCGUCAUCGCCGAGCUCAACAAGAAGAUAGACCGCCUGCAGGCCACCACCAUCAGGGAGGAGGACGAGUACUCAGAAUUGCGCUCCGACCUGAGCCAGAGUCAACACGAGGUCAACGAGGACUCACGGAGCGUGGACCAGGACCAGGCCUCUGUCUCCGUCCCUGAAAACCAGUCCACCGUGGUCACGGCCGAUGUGGACACCUGCAGCGACCUGAACUCGGAACUGCAGAGGGUGCUGACGGGGCUGGAGAACGUGGUCUGUGGCAGGAAGAAGAGCAGCUGCGGCCUGUCGGUGGCCGAGGUGGACAGGCACAUCGAGCAGCUCACCACAGCCAGCGAGCACUGCGACCUGGCCAUCAAGACAGUUGAGGAGAUCGAGGGGGUGCUUGGCCGGGACCUGUACCCCAGCCUGACCGAGGAGCGAUGUCGGUGGGAGAAGGAGCUGGCCAGGCUGAGGGAAGAGAACGAGAGCCUGACCGCCAUGCUGUGCAGCAAGGAGGAGGAGCUGACCCGGACCAAGGCGACCAUGAACGCCGUACGGGAGGAGCGGGACCGGCUGCGGAGGAGGGUCCGAGAGCUUCAGACUCGCCUGCAGAGCAUGCAGGCCACCGGCCCCUCCAGCCCUGGCCGCCUCACAGCUGCCAGCCGGCCCGUGAACCCCAGCACUGGGGAGCUGAGCACUAGCAGCAGCAGCAAUGACAUUCCCAUUGCCAAGAUUGCUGAGAGGGUAAAGCUUUCGAAGACGAGGUCCGAGUCCUCCUCCUCUGACCGGCCAGUCCUAGGCUCGGAGAUCAGCAGCAUAGGGGUUUCCAGCAGUGUGGCCGAGCACCUGGCCCAUUCGCUCCAGGACUGCUCCAACAUCCAGGAGAUUUUCCAGACGCUCUACUCGCAUGGCUCCACCAUCUCCGAAAGCAAGAUCCGGGAGUUUGAGGUAGAGACCGAGCGGCUAAACAGCCGCAUUGAGCACCUCAAAUCUCAAAACGACCUUCUGACAAUAACCCUGGAGGAGUGCAAGAGCAACGCUGAGCGGAUGAGUAUGCUGGUGGGAAAAUACGAGUCCAACGCCACGGCGCUGAGGCUGGCCCUGCAGUACAGUGAGCAGUGCAUCGAAGCUUACGAGCUCCUGCUGGCGCUGGCCGAGAGUGAGCAGAGCCUGAUCCUGGGCCAGUUCCGAGCGGCCGGCGUGGGCUCCUCCCCCGGCGACCAGUCCGGGGAGGAGAACGUCACCCAGAUGCUGAAGCGUGCCCAUGACGGCCGCAAGACGGCCGAGAACGCCGCCAAGGCCCUGCUCAUGAAGCUGGACGGCAGCUGCGGCGGAGCCUUCGCCGUGGCGGGCUGCAGCGUGCAGCCCUGGGAGAGCCUUUCCUCCAACAGCCACACCAGCACAACCAGCUCCACGGCCAGCAGCUGCGACACGGAGUUCACCAAGGAGGACGAGCAGAGGCUCAAGGACUACAUCCAGCAGCUGCGGAACGAGCGGGCCGCUGUCAAGCUGACCAUGCUGGAACUGGAGAGCGUCCACAUCGACCCCCUGAGCUGCGACGUCAAGCCGCGGGGUGACAGCCAGCGGCUGGACCUGGAGAACGCCGUGCUCAUGCAGGAACUCAUGGCCAUGAAGGAGGAGAUGGCCGAGCUCAAGGCGCAGCUGUACCUGCUGGAGAAGGAGAAGGCGGCGCUGGAGCUGAAGCUGAGCACGCGGGAGGCGCAGGAGCAGGCCUACCUGGUGCACAUCGAGCACCUCAAAGCCGAGGUGGAGGAGCACCGAGAGCAGCACUCGCGCUCGCUCAGCUCCGGCGGCAGCGGCAAGGACAAGCCCCCCAAGGAGUGUACUGACGCUGCCCCCCCUGCCCUCUCCCUGGCCGAGGUCAGGACGACAUGCAGCGAGAGUGAGCUGGCAGCUGAGUUCACCAGCGCCAUUCGACGCGAGAAGAAGCUGAAGGCACGGGUGCAGGAGCUGGUGAGCGCCCUGGAGCGGCUCACCAAGAGCAGCGAGGUCCGGCACCAGCAGUCAGCCGAGUUCGUCAACGACCUGAAGCGUGCCAACAGCAACCUGGUGGCCGCCUACGAGAAGGCCAAGAAGAAGCACCAGAACAAACUCAAGAAGCUGGAGGCGCAGAUGAUGGCCAUGGUGGAGCGGCACGAGACGCAAGUGCGGAUGCUCAAACAGCGCAUCGCCCUGCUGGAGGAGGAGCACUCGAGGCCACACACCAACGAGACGGCCCUCUAGGGCCCUGGCGUCUCUCACUGCCACCUGAGUGCACGGAGGCCAGGCCCCUGCUCUCUGUGCCUGUGCCACAGAGCCGCCUUCCCCUUGGCCAGCAGGAGCCCGAGGACCCACCAAGCCCUUGUCCUCCACCUCCCGCGGCAAGGCUGAUGUGACCCACCGGGCUGUGCUCAAGGGCUUGGGGGGUGGGUCUCAGGGAGCUGGUAUGUGGGGACCCUCAGCAGGCCCAGGACUGGGGGUAAGGGGAGCAGCUUGCCCCUCAGAGCUAGACAAGAACCAUGGGUUGGGCAGUGAAGCCCCAGUGUGCGCAGCAGUGCCCAGCCCUCCUCCAUGCCAAGAGCGCGCUGAGCCCCUCCCUGCAGGCGGGCGGACAGAGUGUCCAAAGCAAAGCACGCCCAGGGCAGCCCGCUGUCACCCUCUUCUCCCAGUUCCCUGGGCCACUCUGCUGUUUGUGCACCUGAGACCCCCUGGUGCCCUUGGAGAGUCCCAGUGCCACAGCGAGCUGAGUGGCUAGGCCUGUGCCAUCCUCACAGCCAGCAGUGUUCGCGGGCACGGGCAGGGGCAGGGCAAGGGCUCACCUUUACGGGUCACCUGCCAGGGACAGUGAAGAGACGGACUCAAAGCCCCACAGCCACACGCGUGCUCACCCUCCCAGAGCCACAGCCCAGCCCAGGUCCCCAAGCUGCUUCUCCCAGGUGACCUGGCUCUGCAACUGGACUAAUAGGAGCGGGUCUGCCUCCCCACCUCUAAGGAUAAACAGUGACCUUGACGGCUUCUAAGUUCCGCGAGGACCUUCAGUCAGCUCAUUGCUUCUUUCCCCCCGCCCCCCCCAGUCCAGGCUGCGGACUGCAGAGGGGCACAGCCUCAAAGGCCUUCCACUGUGCACUCGGCAGGUGACAGCACAGCCACACAGACCCCGCCUGACUGCGGCCACCAGCCCUGCACACUCCUUCGCCACAUGAGGCUGCAAAGCACCCAGUUCUCACACCCACAGCCUACUGGCCCCAUGGGGAAGUCUGGGGACAGCCGUGGGCUUCCCCCCACCCCAGCACUGCAUCCAGGACCCCCAAGGUGACACCAGCACCCGCACA
Molecule: messenger RNA, 3787 nt
Organism: Ochotona curzoniae (black-lipped pika)
Lineage: Eukaryota; Metazoa; Chordata; Mammalia; Lagomorpha; Ochotonidae
Gene: MCC
Product: MCC regulator of WNT signaling pathway
Exons: 17
Coding region: 213-2699 (828 amino acids)
Biological process (GO): negative regulation of canonical Wnt signaling pathway
Cellular component (GO): cytoplasm
Source: RefSeq, a predicted model, not a curated record